AUGGGGCAGAGGUGCAUGGAGAAGGUGUCGUCCUUCCUCUUCGAGUAUGACACCCCGCGCAUGGUGCUGGUGCGCAACAAGAAGGUGGGACUCACCUUUCGCCUCAUCCAGCUCGUCGUCCUCACCUACAUCAUCGGGUGGGUUUUCCUCUACGAGAAGGGCUACCAGUCGCAGGACUCCAUCGUCAGCUCGGUUUCGGUGAAGCUCAAGGGGCUGACGCUGACCAACGAGAGCCGCCUGGGCCCCCACAUCUGGGACGUGGUGGACUACGUCUUCCCGCCUCAGGGCGACAACUCUUUUGUGGUGAUGACCAACUUCAUUAUCACCCCUGGACAGAAGCAAGGAACAUGCCCUGAGCUGCCGGAGGCUGGGCUCUGCGAGCGGGACAGCGACUGCAGCCAGGGCAAGUACAGCCGCCAGGGACAAGGGCUCAUGACUGGCAAGUGUGUGAGUUUCAACAACUCUGUGAAGACCUGCGAGAUCUUUGGCUGGUGUCCUGUCGAAGUAGACUAUCACGUUCCUAACCCUGCCUUGCUGAUGGAAGCAGAAAAUUUCACCUUAUUCAUCAAGAACAGCAUCACCUUCCCCAAGUUUAAGGUGUCCAGGCGCAACUUAGUUGAGAGCGUCACCAAGCAGUACCUGAAGAAAUGCACAUACCACAAAGUCACGGACUCCUUAUGUCCCGUGUUUGACCUGGGAUACAUAGUGAAAGAAUCGGGGCAAAAUUUCACCCUCCUGGCUGUUAAGGGAGGCGUUGUGGGCAUCACCAUAGACUGGAACUGUGACCUCGACUGGCCCAUCCGCCACUGCAAGCCCAUCUAUCAGUUCCACGGCCUCUACAACGACGACAGCAACGUCUCUCCUGGCUUCAACUUCAGAUACGCCAAAUACUACAAGGAGGAUGGAAUGGACAAGAGGACUCUGUACAAGGUCUUCGGGAUCCGCUUUGACAUCCUGGUGAACGGCAAGGCAGGAAAAUUUGAUAUUAUCCCAACCAUGACCACAAUCGGCUCUGGAAUUGGUAUUUUUGGAGUGGCCUCUGUCCUCUGCGACCUGCUGCUGUUGCAUUUCCUGCAAGGACGGGAUUACUACAAGCAGAAGAAAUUCAAAUAUGCAGAAAAGGAGCCGUCAAAGUCACAUAAGAAGGAGAAGCAGCUGGACAACCAGCAGUGA
Messenger RNA from Nothoprocta perdicaria, 1173 nucleotides. RefSeq names its product purinergic receptor P2X 1 (gene P2RX1). The record is from RefSeq and is a predicted model, not a curated record. NCBI's taxonomy places the organism in Eukaryota, Metazoa, Chordata, Aves, Tinamiformes, Tinamidae. Gene Ontology annotation, molecular function: purinergic nucleotide receptor activity; extracellularly ATP-gated monoatomic cation channel activity; ATP binding. The transcript has 12 exons. Gene Ontology annotation, cellular component: plasma membrane; nuclear inner membrane. The coding region runs from base 1 to 1173 and encodes 390 amino acids. Gene Ontology annotation, biological process: monoatomic cation transmembrane transport; response to ATP.